AUGAGCUUCGCCGUCGCGAACCGGGAUCUGGUCGACGCCCUGUUCGAACAGGUCAGCGACACUCAAUUCAAGUGCAAGCUUUGCAACUCAAUCCGCACUCAAGCUCCUCGCAGAGGUUACACCAAUCUGGUCGACCACCUCGCUCGGUCUCACGCUCGUGUCGCUGUAGAGAGCGCCUUUGACGAAGUUCAACGCGCUGGUGUGCUCUCCUCAGCCUUCGUCGACGUCAGUCCGGUCGCGAUGAACACGUUCUGCUGGGUCGAGUGGACUGUCAUGGAGAACCGGGACCUGUCCUUCUGUGAGCACAAGUACGUGCGCAAGAACAGCAAGCUCAACAAGCUCUCCAAGCCUACAAUGAUCUUGUGCAUGGAGGGCUAUGAAGAGCUGGUUCGAGACAACAUCGUCGAAAAGUUUCGCGGGAAGCGCGUGGGCUUUGCGUUCGACGCAUGGACGUGUAACGGGUAUCACUUCGUCGCGAUCAUAGCGGUCGUCGAGAAGGCUGGCCUGGGCGGCAAGUCCCGUGAGCAGUUUUUACUGCUCUUUGAGCCCAUCGACCCCAAGCACUAUGAUGCCAAGAAGAAGCUAUUUCACGCAGACGCGAUAAUCGAGUUUUUUUAUGUGGCCCUCGACCGCUACCGUAUUGACGCGAACCAGCUCUGCUUUCUCGUCGGGGACAACGCCAGUGUGAAUGGAAGCAUUGGCCGCAAGAUUGACCUCCCACUGGUUGGCUGUGCUAGCCACAGGCUAAAUCUCGCGGUGGAGCAGCACCUUGCUCUCUAUGACGCAGAGGUCACGAAAGUGGAGAAGCUAAUGCGGUACCUACGUACGUCGAAGGUGCGCUCCGUUUUGCACAAGCUGAAUGGCCCAACCCCCCUGCUAAACAACACGACUCGCUGGUCCAGUACCUAUCUCAUGCUGAAGAGAUACAAGAGCAUCGCGAAAUUCAUCGACUCGUCAAGCCCCGAGUUAGCGCCGUUGCUUCCCACGCCGGAGGAGCAUUCCGUGUGCCUCAAACUCCAAAAUGCGGAUGGGGUGACGUUGCGUGACGUCCGAGUGCUUUUCGACAAACUGCUGGACGAGUUCGAGAGUGCCGGCUCAUGCACCAAGGACCUCGCAAUAGGCGCCAAGGUCGUUGCAGUCCCUGACUUUGAAAACGGAAUUGUAAAAGUGCAAGAUGGCCGCUCCAAAGAGCUUACCAAGGCGAAGACGAGGGCGCUGGCGCGCUUUGCCCGAACGGAGACAGACGUGGGUGAAGACGAAGCCGGAGGUGCCCUCGGGUUCGCUGAAGCUGCGCUUCACGAACGACGUGUAAGUGCCGAGCCCCAGUAUGGGGACUUGGCGUGGAUUCCACCGACGUCCGAUGACGUCGAGAGACUUUUCUCGCAGGCGGGGAUGGUGUACAGUGACCAGCGGAUGUCGAUGCUACCGGACACGUUGGAGCUUAUCCUUUUUCUGCGCUUCAACCGCUCUCUCUGGAACGAAGUCUCCGUCGCUCAAGUGCUUCGCCGCCAGGAGCAGUCGCGCAAGCGCAAGUGCCAGCUAACACUUUUUGAAGACGGUCAGGCAUUAUUGUUAGUUGCUUAG
This is a messenger RNA of Phytophthora sojae, 1584 nucleotides long. RefSeq lists its product as hypothetical. The transcript has 2 exons. The record is from RefSeq and is a predicted model, not a curated record. Bases 1 to 1584 code for a protein of 527 amino acids. Gene Ontology annotation, molecular function: protein dimerization activity. NCBI's taxonomy places the organism in Eukaryota, Oomycota, Peronosporomycetes, Peronosporales, Peronosporaceae.